Messenger RNA from Oreochromis aureus, 578 nucleotides. Its product is annotated as CMRF35-like molecule 1. The coding region runs from base 3 to 578 and encodes 191 amino acids. The transcript has 5 exons. NCBI's taxonomy places the organism in Eukaryota, Metazoa, Chordata, Actinopteri, Cichliformes, Cichlidae. The record is from RefSeq and is a predicted model, not a curated record.
UCAUGUGUGAUUAUCCAGAUGUUGAAUUCAUGUCUGGGGUCAAGUUUUUCUGCAGAGGGGAGGAUUUCACCUGUAAGGAUAUUUUGUCAACAAAAGUUCUGACGUUAAACGAGAAAUUCAGACUCACAAACACCAACAGAGGCUUCGACGUGUCCAUCAGGGAUGUUUCCUCACAGGACGCCGGUGUCUACUGGUGUGGAGUGGAAUCAAAUGGUGGAAGCUACAAAGCUUCAAUCAGACAAAUAAAACUGGUGAUUGAAGAGCCAUCAACAGCAUCACCAACUUUCACACAGUCAGCUGUUGUUCCUCACGUGAGCUCUGAGCCAUCAACAGCAUCACCAACUUUCACACAGUCAGCUGCUGUUCCUCACGUGAGCUCUGGUGUCUUCGAGCUGGUCAUUACUGUAAUGAAGUGUAUAACUGUGCUGGUGCUUCUGGGAGUUUCAAUCCUUAUCUUCAAACGACUGUGUGUCCAAGGAGAUACAGGAGCACCUCCAGCAGCCAGAAGAUGCAGCAAACUCAAUUUGUGUCACUCCCAGCAUUCCCACAGAUGUUGCUGCCUCACCACAUUAUGCUAG